CCCAAGAAACAACAACGCAUAAAGCCAAAAUCAAUUCUUUCUUCAUCUUUUGUUUUGUUAAUCAUGUAAAAACUAUUCAGCACCUAACCUUUCAAGUCAUGUGAAAAUAAUGCAACACUGUAACACCCUUACAUGUAUUCUAAACCUGGAUUUGAUUUCAUUCAUCUCAUGAAGAGGGUGUUUCUCAAAGGUAAUUCAUUACUGUCAUGGCUGGUGAAUUUCUUCAUAACGUUAUCAUGCCAACAACAGCUGUUUCUGUCCUUGCUUCGUUGGUUCUUAUGUUCCAUUGCACCUUAGUCACAGCCACUGCAGCCACCACCUCAUCUAUAAGCAUAGUGAUUAAACUCUUCCCUUUCAAAUCUGCAUCAUUUUCCAACAUUUCAACAAACACCAUUCUGGAUCAUCACUGGCAUAAAAAGAUAAAGCUAGCUUCUGAUAGUAACUACGUAUCCAAUCUUGUUCCUAGCCCCAGCAAUGUUGUGUUCUUAAUGAAUUUCUCCAUAGGUGAACCACCUAUUCCACAACUUGCUGUCAUGGACACUGGCAGCAGCCUCACAUGGAUUAAGUGUCUUCCCUGCACUACUUGUUCCGGCCAGCAAUCUGUUCCAGUAUUUGAUCCUUCAAAAUCCUCCACAUUUGCUAGAUUAACAUGCAGUGAAUGCAACAAAUGUGAUGAGAACGGUCAUUGCCCAUACAAUAUAGAGUAUUCUGGGAGUGGUUCAUCAGAAGGUAUCUAUGUCAGGGAACAAAUAACUCUAGAGACCCAAGAUGACAGCAUAGUCAAAGUGCCAAAUUUGAUAUUGGGUUGUGGUAGUAAGUUUAGCUUAUCAUCCAAUGGUCACCCCUAUCAAGGAAUCAAUGGAGUGUUUGGACUUGGAAGUGGAAGCUUUUCUCUGCUACCUACCUUUGGUAAGAAAUUCUCAUAUUGUACUGGUAAUUUAGGGAAUACUGAUUAUAAGUUUAACCAAUUGGUCUUGGGGGAAAAGGCAAACAUGCAAGGUGACUCAACAUCUUUGAAUAUUGUCAAUGGUUUGUAUUAUGUUAAUCUAGAAGCUAUAAGUAUAGGGGGGAGAAAGCUUGAGAUUGAUCCAACUGUGUUUGAAAGAUCCACAGGUGAUAAUAACAGUGGAGUCAUAAUUGACUCUGGAGCAGAUCACACAUGGCUCACAAAAUAUGGGUUUGAAGUGCUGAGCUUUGAAGUUGAGAAUCUCCUUGAUGGGAUUCUGACCCAAAGAAAGUACAACCCUUAUACAUUGUGCUACAUUGGUGUGGCAAGUAGAGAUCUAAGUGGAUUUCCAUUAGUGACAUUUCAUUUUGCUGAGGGUGCUGUUCUGGACUUGGAUGUGACAAGUAUGUUUAUCCAGACCUCAGAGAAUGAGUUUUGCAUGGCUGUGCUUCCAGGGAACUAUUUUGGAGAUGACUAUGAAAGCUUUUCUUCUAUUGGAAUGUUAGCUCAGCAGUACUAUAAUGUGGGUUAUGACUUGAAUGGGAUGAGGCUGUACUUUCAGAGGAUUGACUGUGAACUUCUUGAUGGAUGAAUGUAAAUGACCACUUAAGUACUAACUUUCUUAUCAAGUUCUAGCAAUAUUCAGACUUUGAAGCCUACCUUUGAAUAUUUGUUUCU
Molecule: messenger RNA, 1624 nt
Organism: Lotus japonicus
Lineage: Eukaryota; Viridiplantae; Streptophyta; Magnoliopsida; Fabales; Fabaceae
Product: aspartyl protease UND-like
Exons: 1
Coding region: 207-1538 (443 amino acids)
Biological process (GO): proteolysis
Cellular component (GO): extracellular region
Molecular function (GO): aspartic-type endopeptidase activity
Source: RefSeq, a predicted model, not a curated record